UUCUUGAAUUUAUGCCGUAAAAUGAUCAGAAGACAUGUUAACAUUUUGAAUCAAAAACACUCACAUUUUCUCAAUGAGUUUGAAGUGAUUCUGUGUAAAUGAAGUGGUUUAUUUUAUUUUAGCUGUAAAUUAUUUUAAUACAAGAUCCAGCCAUGGCUAAGUACUACUUCACCUUAUUGAUGGUGAGGGUUGUGCUGCCAGCAGGACUCCUUCUCAGUAUAGCACUACGUCCGUUCGGUCUCUCCUUAAUAUAUCUGCUAUUGUAUUUAUUAGCACCGUUACCCCAGGUUCCAGACUCUCAAACGUUUAGCGGAAUAAGGGGUAAAUACCUCCUCCUAAAUGUGGUGGUGUCAGUUAUACUGUUGUUGGCGCAUGCUGCAUGGCACAGUGCUUUGGCAGCCUUCGCGCCCUAUGGCUCUCUGCUUGAUGAGUACCCUAUCAUACAAAAGAUCGGGCACAAUUUGGGGUUGGUUUCUUAUGCUGGAGUAGAUCCUUUAAUGGCCGUCCAUUAUUUAGCACCUGAGCUAGUUAUGACAAGCGUAUCCUUGGUGGUAUACUUAGUGGUUAAAAAAUUGGUAACCGGGCCUACGCCUGAUAGCCUGAAGAAAGACUCUAAACAUCAGCGGUAUCCGCUUCUUACAAGCGCUG
This is a messenger RNA of Achroia grisella, 648 nucleotides long. Its product is annotated as piezo-type mechanosensitive ion channel component-like. The annotation marks the transcript as partial. The transcript has 5 exons. Lineage: Eukaryota; Metazoa; Arthropoda; Insecta; Lepidoptera; Pyralidae. The record is from RefSeq and is a predicted model, not a curated record.